UGUGUUAAACUUGCAUUGACUUGAGGUCAACAAUGCUAAGAGGACAAAGAAACUUGUUACGUAUAAUUUGAAUUUCUCACAUAUAUUUAGUAUUCGUUAUGUAUAUCUUAAAACACACACACACACACAGUUCCAUUGGCAGACCAGAAAACGGCGGAUUCCGGCGGUGUUUCCGGCAAAGCCACCAAAGCCCACAUGCUGAUUAAUAGCUCUCCGAUUUCGGUUAUCCCGAAAAAACAAAAAAUAAAUAAGUAUGCUUUGUGCAUCUCUAUUCUGGCUUCCAUGACAUCAAUCUUGCUCGGAUAUGAUACCGGGGUUAUGAGUGGAGCUACUGUCUACAUCAAGAAGGACCUUAAAAUUUCCGACGUCCAAAUCGAGAUUUUGGUGGGUAGCAUCAACAUCUACGCGCUCGUCGGUGCCGCCGUAGCUGGCCGUACCUCCGACUGGAUUGGCCGCCGCUGCACCAUCAUCUUUGCUGCUGCUAUCUUUUUCGCCGGAGCUAUACUGAUGGGCUUCGCCACCAACUACUCCUUCCUCAUGGUGGGUAGGUUCGUAGCCGGUGUCGGUAUGGGAUACGCGCUCAUGAUAGCUCCAGUGUACGCUACUGAGGUGGCGCCGCCAUCUUCUCGCGGCUUCCUAACUUCUUUUCCUGAGGUCUUUAUCAAUUUCGGUGUUUUACUUGGAUACGUGUCAAACUAUGCUUUCGCUAAGCUUCCAUUAGAACUGGGUUGGAGGAUCAUGCUUGGAGUCGGAGCAAUACCGUCUAUCUUCCUUGCCGUUGGGGUGGUGGCCAUGCCCGAGUCGCCUCGUUGGCUAGUCUUGCAGGGCCGUCUCAAGGGCGCGUAUAAGGUGCUCAACAAAACUUCUGAAUCACCACAAGAAGCCCAAUCAAGACUCGAUGAAAUCAAACAAGCCGCUGGAUUGCCGGAAAGUUCCAACACAGAAGAUGAUGUCGUCUCAGUCCCAAAGCGCAACCGUGGUGCGGGCGUAUGGAAGGAGCUCCUCCUCCGCCCCACCCCCACAGUUCGCCACAUCUUGAUUGCAGGCUUGGGCAUCCAGUUCUUCCAGCAAGCUAGCGGUAUAGAUGCAGUAGUUAUGUACAGCCCGAGAAUAUACGAGAAGGCCGGCAUGCGAAACGACUCCGACAAGCUCCUGGCUACCAUAGCCGUCGGCAUCAGCAAAACCAUGUUCAUCCUCGUGGCCACGUUCCUGGUCGACAGGGUGGGCCGCCGCACCCUCCUCCUGACAAGCUGCGGCGGCCUGGCGGCAUCCCUCUUCGGGCUGGCCACCGGUUUGACCGUAAUUGACCAAAACGACGACGAACAGAAACUAACUUGGGCCGUGGCCUUGUGUGUCGCCAUGUCAUUAUCCAGCGUGGCGUUCUUCUCGAUCGGAAUGGGGCCCAUUGCAUGGGUGUACAGCUCCGAGAUAUAUCCGUUGAGGCUGAGGGCGCAGGGGUGCAGCAUGGGAGUUGCGGCGAAUCGGUUCAUGAGCGGGGUGGUGUUAAUGACAUUUAUAUCCCUGUACGAGACGAUUACGAUUGGUGGGGCUUUCUUCUUGUUUACAGGUAUAGCUGUUGUUGCAUGGAUCUUCUUCUACACUUUGCUGCCUGAAACAAAAGGGAGAACCUUGGAGGAAAUGGAGGACCUGUUUGGCACUUUCUUUAAUUGGAGGUCCACAAGCAAAGAGUUGAACAUAAAGAAAGAGGCAAAUAAUACUGCCUAAAUAUUUUAGAGUUUUCGAACAUAUUGUUUGAGGUUCAUAAUCAAUGUACGAAAAAUCAUAUCAAAACACACUUGCAUAGCCAUCACUUCUCGUCA
Molecule: messenger RNA, 1820 nt
Organism: Erythranthe guttata (spotted monkey flower)
Lineage: Eukaryota; Viridiplantae; Streptophyta; Magnoliopsida; Lamiales; Phrymaceae
Product: putative polyol transporter 1
Biological process (GO): transmembrane transport
Cellular component (GO): membrane
Molecular function (GO): carbohydrate transmembrane transporter activity
Source: RefSeq, a predicted model, not a curated record